AUGGCAGAGGAUGACCCUGGCCUGUUUGACCAAUUGGACAAGGAGCGCAAUCUGGAUGCUGUGAUGUCUGGUUCACCUAAAGGAGAUGAAUCCACAACAGCAGCUGGAAGUGACAUGCUGUCCGAUUCAACCUUGCCUUUGGACUCGGUGUUUGAGACCCUGUAUGACUCAGUGUGCAAAGAAAUUGAAAGUGCUGGAGGACCACGCCAGUACUUGCAUGCUGAAUUCCCUGUCCGCAGUGAGAGGGCAAAGGGCAUUGCCAAGGUAAUGGAGGUGGCACUGGGGAUGUGUGAAGACGUUGACUAUGCUACAGACUACCCUUUGCCAGUAUGCUUCUCUGGAGCAGAAGAUGAACAAGCACCGUUCUUUCUUCCAUUGGGGGCUUUCUCAGCUGAAGCAGAGAGCUCACUCAGGGAGCCACCAUCCCUUGAUGUUGCAAUCAAACUCAUCAACAACUUCCACAAGCAUGGAUUUCAAACUACAGGUGUCCCUAUUCUGAUUCGGCUGGAGACAGCGAGCCUUCCAGACAGUGGUGAGAUUGAGCCCGGCUCCAUUUACUUCCUGAAGGGUGCUGCCAGGAUCCAAACAGCCAUGGCUGUGGUUGUGGCUUUGCGCAGGAUGGGUCAUGAGGUGCCAUUGAUUCUGAAGAAGUCUCUCCAACGCAUCAAGUGCAAGCACAUCAGGCUCAGAGACCGUCAAGCUGAACUGUUCUACAACAUGAAGAAGAGUUCCUCUGAUGCGAUCCGGAACGAUGAUGCUGCAAAACAUGACCGCAUUGCUGGCUACAAGUACCAGGCUGUUAAGACCAUCCUAGAGCUCCCUGAAGCUGCUAGGAACAUAAUCCUUGGCACAGUCAGCCUGUAUGGUUGGGAGGGUGGCUCAUUCCUUAUUACAGCAAGAGUUUCUGUUUUGGUGGCUGGUACACCCUACCACACGAUGAUGCUUCUGUCCACUAUAUUUGACAUUCAGGUUGCCCCUACACGGAUGAUGCACUGGGAUCGAAAAAGCUUCUGGUUGGCUACAACUCCAAAUCUGGCAAGCUCUCCAGAACAUCCCCCCUGGACAACAAGAUUGAAGAACACCAAGGAGUCUGUGGUUCUUCUCUUCAGGAUGGUCCACAAUCAGUACACCAACAUGCCACCCAAUCACAGGAAAAAGUUGACCAAGAGCCAGCUAGAAGAGAAGGCUGAGAUUACUGCCCUUGCCUGUUCUAUUGUGGAUGAGCUCACGUCCCAGGUUCCCAAUGUUGCCCCGGUCCUUGAGGAGAAGCUUCUUGGUUCUUGGAGCGGCUCCGGCGUGGAGACCCCGGUCUUGAGAUGGAGCUCGGAUCGGCCUGCUCUGCAAAAGAUGACAAGUGGGGGGCCACGCGACAACGGGUGUGAUGUGGCUUCUAUUUCAACCACUUAUUUCAAUGCUUUCCCCAGUGAAAUCCUUUUGUACCUGUCCACCAUAGGUAUUCUGGAGAUAUUGAAUGGGCUGACUGCUGGGAAAGGUGAGGCGAUCACUGGUUCAAGUGAGGCUGCUCUCUUCAAGUCUGCCACUGACCUCGAUGCAGCUAGCUACAUGCUGGCCUUAGAGGAAAUUGCAUAUGAUGAGCGAUGCCUCCAGGUGUACUUGGGUAAAAUGAGCAACCAUGAGGUCCGCAUCACCCAGUUGAAGGAGCAAUGGAACCGGAAGAGGCAAGAAGGAGCCAAGGAGGCUGUCCACAAGUGGGUGGACCAACAUGUGGAUGCAAACACAUGGCCUUCCAAGUUUGAUGCUGGGACAGCUUUGAGCAUGAUGCGGAGCAUUGAGGAGGCCCUGCUCUUCAUUUGCAACUAUGCAUCUCCCAGUCUCAUCAAGAGUGACAUCACUGCUGCCACCUUCAGCAUGGUUGGCCACAUGCUUGGCUCAGAGUUUGGUCCACAAGCAUGUGGGCUGCUGCUAUGCCCGGUCUACUCAUACCAGAAACAUCAUUUGUUUCUUGAAGAGCAUGCUUUGCUCAAGAUGCUGAGCAACAAUUCGUGUUCUGUGGAUACCCUCUUCCAGCUCAAUUUUGACAUCAAGUCCAAGACAGAGACCUCCCCACAGCCUAGAUGCACUUUUCUUGACCAAAGAGAUCAGCGUCCUAUGGCAUACACUGGCCGGUUUCUUGCUCCAGCCAAUGCAGGAAGCGAUUGGGCUUGGCGUGAGUCUACCCUCUUUAAGCUUCGUCGCAACACGAAUGAGGCUUUGCAGCUGGCAAGCAAGCAAAUGGUGAUUCAGGAAGACAUGAACCCGAAGGCCCUUCCUAGCACAGAUGCUGGAACUUUACAUGGCGCCCAAAAGUAUGCCCAGAUUGGCUCUGAUGCAGCCCGGAAGCUGUUUCCAAAACCAGUUGCCAGUCUUGUCCAGCAAGCAGUCAUUGCUAAGGAGGGUGUGAACUUUGGGAAUCACACAUCCCUUCUUGUGGUGGACACAACGCCGCUGGUUGGAAACUUCUUUGAGGCCUACCUGGAGGUGUCCAAAGAUACCAACGUGCCCAUGAAGUAUGUUCCACUUUUUGCAGAUGAUGGGCAUCAGGAAUGGUUUUCUGGCUAUUUUCACCAAGAGCUGACCAAGCGCUUCCUGCAGGACUCUUUGAAAAUCCCUGGCUUCCCUCUCAACCCCCCUGCGGAGCACAUGGAAUCCAAGCCGGAGCCUCCUGCCUUGAAGCGGUGCUUGUGGGGCAAGGUGAAGAAUGAGAUCCGCACCAUUGAGCUCCCUGAGGAUGAGGUCAAGAAGUGGUGGAGCAAAGAUGAAUGGAAGUGCUUUGUCCAAGAGUUCCAGGAGCGGCACCCUCCAGUGAAGCAGCUUGAGAAAGAG
This is a messenger RNA of Durusdinium trenchii, 2823 nucleotides long. The record is from the annotation of a GenBank genome assembly. NCBI's taxonomy places the organism in Eukaryota, Dinophyceae, Suessiales, Symbiodiniaceae.